This is a messenger RNA of Erythranthe guttata (spotted monkey flower), 1516 nucleotides long. RefSeq names its product glucosyl transferase family 8 (gene LGT8). Gene Ontology annotation, molecular function: glycosyltransferase activity. Gene Ontology annotation, cellular component: Golgi apparatus. The record is from RefSeq and is a predicted model, not a curated record. NCBI's taxonomy places the organism in Eukaryota, Viridiplantae, Streptophyta, Magnoliopsida, Lamiales, Phrymaceae.
AUAAUAAUAAAAUAUAUAUACUAGCUGGCAUCUCCUCUUUCAAAAAAUGGAUUUCGAUUAAUACAGUAUAUACAGUUAUACAUACUCCACAAAGAUUUCUUUCAUUCAUGGUGGCACAAGUCCCAUUUUAUAAUUUCUUUAUUCAAGAAAUAAACAAAAUAAAAAAUGAUCGGAGUUUCAAGAUUCUACUCACUGCUGUUCUUCGCCGCCGUUUUCUUCUUCGUCGUCCUUUACAUCCCAUUCAUGUGCCUCGCAAUCCGUUCCCUCCCCAGCAACGACGCCUCCACCGCCGCCGCCGACCAAUUCGGAUUCUCCAAGGCGCCGGACUACCGCAACAACAAUAACGGCAAUUGCCCGCCGACGCACUCAUCUUCCGGCGCCGCCGCGGCGCCGUGCCACUCCUCGCACAUCCACGUGGCGAUGACCCUCGACUCCGAGUACCUCAGGGGUUCAAUGGCAGCGGUGCACUCAAUCCUCCGCCACGCGUCCUGCCCGGAACAGAUAUUCUUCCACUUCAUCGCCGCCGAGUUCGACUCGGUAACCCCACCCGCCGCCCUGAGUCAACUCGUCGGGUCAACAUUCACCUCCCUCAAAUUCAAGGUCCACAUUUUCCGGGAAGAAAAAGUCGUCAAUCUCAUAUCCACAUCCAUCCGCUCCGCUCUCGAAAACCCGCUGAACUACGCCCGAAACUAUCUGGGCGAACUACUUGACCCGUGUGUGAAACGGGUCAUCUACCUGGACUCGGAUCUCAUACUCGUCGACGACAUCUCAAAUCUCUGGGCGAUCCAAAUACCCGAGGGCAAAGUAAUCGGAGCCCCGGAAUACUGCCACGCGAAUUUCACGCGAUACUUCACCGAAAACUUCUGGUCCGACCCGGAUCUGACCCGGGUAUUCGGAUCCAAGAAGCCCUGCUACUUCAACACGGGGGUGAUGGUGAUGGAUUUGGAUAAAUGGAGGGAGGGGCAUUUCGGGAAGAAAAUAGAGAACUGGAUGAAACUGCAGAGAGAGAAAAGGAUAUACGAGCUGGGUUCGCUGCCUCCUUUCCUGCUCGUAUUUGGCGGGAACGUGGGCCCCAUCGAUCAUAGGUGGAACCAACACGGCCUUGGAGGGGACAACGUGGCGGGAUCCUGUAGGAGGAUGCAUGCUGGUCCAGUGAGCCUGAUGCACUGGAGUGGAAAAGGUAAGCCGUGGAUUAGGCUUGAUCAGAAGAAACCCUGUCCGUUGGAUUACCAUUGGGAGCCUUACGAUUUGUACAACCCGAAAUUGAAGGUACAACCUCUUCAGUUUUAGGUACAACACUCGGAUUUAAAAAAAAAAAUUGUGAUUGAUUCUUUUUGGAGUAGUACACUGUACAGAAUGAGGUGGAUUUGUAGAGCUGGGGUAUAGUUGUAAUAUUCUUCUUUUUUUUUUUUUUUUUUGAUUUAUCCAGUGCACUUAUGUAAUUAAUCGAGGAUUUUUUUGAAUAAAAAAAAAAAUAUAAUUACGUGCAUUAAAUCAAUUCCGACCCCGAAAACAA